This is a messenger RNA of Gracilinanus agilis (Agile Gracile Mouse Opossum), 1163 nucleotides long. RefSeq names its product uridine-cytidine kinase 2 (gene UCK2). Gene Ontology annotation, molecular function: kinase activity; ATP binding. Gene Ontology annotation, cellular component: cytoplasm; cytosol. The transcript has 7 exons. NCBI's taxonomy places the organism in Eukaryota, Metazoa, Chordata, Mammalia, Didelphimorphia, Didelphidae. The record is from RefSeq and is a predicted model, not a curated record. The coding region runs from base 176 to 961 and encodes 261 amino acids.
GCAGGGGCAGAACAAUAACAUCAAUUAACACCAAGUGGUGUCUGAGAGAGAAUAGGAAGAAUCAGACUGGGAGAGGGACAGAGUGAGAGAGAGGGAGAGGCAGUCAGGCACAAGCAGGCAAGCAAGCAACCCAACAGCAGUCAGGCGGGCAGGAAGGAAGGGACUGGCUUGAGCCAUGGCCGGAGACAGCGAUCAGACCCUUCAGAACCACCAGCAGCCCAACGGAGCAGAGCCUUUCCUGAUCGGCGUCAGCGGCGGCACAGCCAGCGGCAAAUCUUCAGUGUGCUCCAAAAUUGUGCAGCUGCUGGGUCAGAAUGAGGUAGAUUAUCACCAGAAGCAGGUGGUUAUCCUGAGUCAGGACAGCUUUUACCGGGUGCUGACCAUGGAACAGAAGGCCAAAGCCCUGAAGGGCCAGUUCAACUUUGACCACCCAGAUGCCUUCGACAAUGAGCUCAUCUUCAAAACUCUCAAAGAAAUUACAGAAGGAAAGACAGUGCAGAUUCCUGUGUACGACUUUGUUUCCCAUUCCCGGAAAGAGGAGACAGUGACUGUGUAUCCUGCUGAUGUGGUGCUCUUUGAAGGGAUCCUGGCUUUCUAUUCCCAGGAGGUACGAGACCUUUUCCAGAUGAAGCUCUUUGUGGACACAGAUGCAGAUACUCGACUCUCCCGCAGAGUGUUAAGGGACAUCAGCGAAAGAGGGAGGGACCUUGAACAGAUCUUAUCUCAGUACAUUACAUUCGUCAAACCUGCCUUUGAGGAAUUCUGCUUGCCAACCAAGAAAUAUGCUGAUGUGAUUAUUCCCAGAGGUGUGGAUAACAUAGUGGCCAUCAACCUCAUCGUUCAGCACAUCCAAGACAUCCUGAAUGGAGGCCUCACCAAGCGCCAGACCAACAACUGUCUCAAUGGUUACACCCCCUCCCGCAAGAGGCAGGCCUCAGAGUCCAGCAGCCGACCCCACUGACCUCCUGUGCCCGAUGCGGCAUCCAUGCCCCGAAUCCUAUCCCUUACUCACAUGGGAGACGAUGACAAGGAGGAGGAGGCAUCGCUGAUCUGUGUAUAUAGUGUUUCCAGUGACAGGACUGUAUUUAAGAAACUACCCUUGGAGAGGAAAUGCCUUUGAUUUUUUUGUACUUUUGGAAUGGGCAGGAUGAGAUGGAAGAUGA